AUGAAUUCACAGGGUUCACAGGUCACAGGUCACAGGGGUUGUGGGGGUGGUGGAAGCGGCUACGGUGGCAGCUACAUCGGCGGCAGCUCAAUCGGUGGAGACUGCAACUUUGGGGGCAACUUUGGAGCCGACUUUGCAGGCUUGGGAGCCCUGAAGGGCUCAUUGGAGGACGUGAGUGGUGACUGCAAGGUGGGUGGUGGAGGUGGAAGCGGCAGCUAUGGCAGCUAUGGCAGCUCUGUGAUCGGCGGUGACUUUGGAGGCUUCGAAACGUCGAAUGGCUCUGUGAUCGGCGGUGACUUUGGAGGCUUCGAAAUGUCGAAUGACUCUGUGAUCGGUGGUGGAGCAGAGCGCGGAAGCCUGAAGGAAGCGCAGGUAGCGGCGAGCGUCAUCAUCAGAACCACCACCACAAGAGCCUUUGUCGAAGAUGAAGAUUACUAG
Molecule: messenger RNA, 438 nt
Organism: Zingiber officinale
Lineage: Eukaryota; Viridiplantae; Streptophyta; Magnoliopsida; Zingiberales; Zingiberaceae
Product: glycine-rich cell wall structural protein 1-like
Exons: 1
Coding region: 1-438 (145 amino acids)
Source: RefSeq, a predicted model, not a curated record